Messenger RNA from Macrobrachium nipponense, 702 nucleotides. Its product is annotated as gastrula zinc finger protein XlCGF49.1-like. The coding region runs from base 1 to 702 and encodes 233 amino acids. NCBI's taxonomy places the organism in Eukaryota, Metazoa, Arthropoda, Malacostraca, Decapoda, Palaemonidae. Gene Ontology annotation, biological process: regulation of transcription by RNA polymerase II. The record is from RefSeq and is a predicted model, not a curated record. Gene Ontology annotation, molecular function: DNA-binding transcription factor activity; RNA polymerase II cis-regulatory region sequence-specific DNA binding. The transcript has a single exon.
AUGAAUGAAGAUGAAUAUUCAUAUGAAAUGACUUCAAUAGUGAAUGAAAAACAUCCACAAACUUGCAAAGAGGAAGUAAAACAAGAAAGAAGGAUUAGUGACAAUGGAGAGGAGCCUUUCAGAUCCACUGACUGUGAAAAAGCAUUUUACAAGAAAAUUAAUUUUAUCGUAAAAACAUUCGUGUGCAAUGAAUGUGGGAAAGUAUUUUCCAGGAAACCAGAUCUUACAGUUCAUAUGAGAAUCCAUACUGGAGGAAAGCCAUUCGUGUGCAAGGAGUGUGGGAAAGCAUUUUCCAAGAAAUCGCAUUUUAUAGUUCAUAUGAGAAUCCACACUGGAGAAAAGCCAUUCGUGUGCAAAGAAUGUGGGAAAACAUUUUCCAAGAAAGCACAUCUCACAGUUCAUAUGAGAAUCCAUACCGGAGAGAAGCCAUUCGUGUGCAAGGAGUGUAGGAAAGCAUUUUCCAUUAAACAUUCUCUUACACGUCAUAUGAAAAUCCAUACUGGAGAAAAGCCUUUCAUUUGCAAGGAAUGUGGGAAGUCAUUUUCCAUGAGAGAUAUUCUUAAAAGUCAUAUGAAAAUCCAUACUGGAGAAAAGCCUUUCAUUUGCAAGGAAUGUGGGAAAGCCUUUUCCCAUAAAUCAGAUCUUACAAUUCAUCUGAGAAUCCAUAGAGGCAUUCAUAUGCAGAAUGAAGCAUUCCCAUAA